AUGGCCACCCCAUACCCCAAGAAGAAGUGCGGUGUUCUCGGUGCCACCGGCUCUGUCGGUCAGCGUUUCAUUCUCCUGCUUGCCGACCACCCCUUCCUCGAACUGCAUGCCCUUGGUGCCUCGGAGCGCUCCGCAGGCAAGAAGUACAAAGAUGCCGUGCGGUGGAAGCAGUCAUCUCCCAUGUCAGAGAAGCUCAGCAACCUCGUUGUGCGCGACUGCAGAGCCAAGGACUUUGCGGACUGUGACCUUGUCUUCUCUGGUUUGAACAGUGACAUCGCCGGCGAGACUGAGAUGGAAUUCAUGAAGGCUGAGAUCCCCGUCUUCUCCAACGCAAAGAACUACCGCAAGGAUCCCAUCGUUCCCCUUGUCGUCCCCACCGUGAACCCCGACCACAUGGACCUGAUCCCGCACCAGCGCAAGCACUUCGGCCUCAAGAAGGGAUUCCUGAUCUGCAACUCAAACUGCGCCGUCAUUGGCGUUGUCAUUCCUUUCGCUGCCCUGCAGGCCAAGUUCGGCCUUGUCGAGGAGGUAGAGGUUUUCACCGAGCAGGCUACUUCCGGAGCUGGCUACCCCGGUGUGCCCAGCAUGGAUAUUAUCGACAACGUCAUUCCCUACAUCAGCGGCGAGGAGGAUAAACUAGAGAACGAGGCUCAAAAGAUUCUGGGUGGCCUGAACGCCGAGUCCACUGGGUUUGACGAGCAGGCUGGACUCCGCAUUGGCGCCACCUGCACUCGCGUUGGUGUCACUGACGGCCACAUGGCAUUCGUAUCUCUGCGUUUCAAAAACCGUGAAACUAUUCCCAGCGCGGAGCAGGUCGUGCAGGCUCUGCGUGACUACAAGUCUGAGGCCCAGAAACUUGGUGCACCUUCCGCGCCUGCCGACGCGAUCAAGGUGUUUGAUGAGCCCGAUCGCCCGCAGCCCCGCCUGGACCGUGACAUCUCCGGCGGAUACACUGUUAGCGUUGGACGCGUUCGCGAGGGAGCAAAGGGCGGUUUCUUCGACAUCCGAUUUGCUGCUCUCUCUCACAACACAGUUAUCGGCGCUGCUGGAUCAUCGAUCCUGAACGCCGAGGUGGCUGUCAUUAAAGGUUACAUCUAA
Penicillium longicatenatum is the source of this 1098-nucleotide messenger RNA. RefSeq names its product aspartate-semialdehyde dehydrogenase family protein. Gene Ontology annotation, molecular function: NADP binding; protein dimerization activity; NAD binding. Bases 1 to 1098 code for a protein of 365 amino acids. Lineage: Eukaryota; Fungi; Ascomycota; Eurotiomycetes; Eurotiales; Aspergillaceae. Gene Ontology annotation, biological process: L-threonine biosynthetic process. The transcript is spliced from 3 exons. The record is from RefSeq and is a predicted model, not a curated record.